GUACGUACGCGCAUUGCCGCAGUGUUACGAGCUAGUUACGAGCCUUCUUCGUUCGGAGCUAUGAAUCGUCAAUCAUACGCUCCGCAAUAACUCGACGGGUGCGAGUGACUGACUGACUGACUGUGUACGCCGUUACUCUAGAAAUCGUGUGUGUAUAUCGUGAGUAAUAUCGCCAUCGGCGUGGUGCUCGUACGUCAUGAACAGCCAGAAUGGUCCUGCAGCCCGAGAAAAUCCGGCGACGCCUCCACUGCCUGGGACGCCGACCAAGACCACCACUUGCUACUUUUGCGGAGAGAUUUUGGACAAGCGUUACGCCAACGAGCACGUGCGCCACUGCGGCGCCGUGCUCGAGGAGUGCCCGGCCAAGUGCGGAGCUUACGCGACUCGCGUCGACCUCGAGGAGCACUUGGUGCGUUGCCUCGGCAACGCCAAUCGCCAGCAGAAUCGACAAAACGGCGCCGCCUGCCACAGCAACAACAGCAACAACGGCGUGUCCUGCAGCGAGCGAACGGGUGGCAUCGAAGCCAUCGAGGCUCGGCUGCGUUCGCUCAAGCAAUCCUCCUGGCAGGACAAGGUCGUCUCGAUACUCGGCUUGCUGCGCACGGCCAUCAACGAGGGCGAGCAGGAGGUCAAGGAUCUGAGGAACACCCUGGCGUCGAGCUUGCAGGCCACCAACGAGGCGCUGCGCAAGGACAUACUGCAGGAGCUGUUCGAGUCGCGCAAGAGCUCGGCGGCGCUCAACGCCCGGCUGGGCGGUCUCGAGCGAUGCUACCUCGACCUGCAGAACAGGUCGGCCUCGGGCAUGCAGCAGCUGGCCGCCCAGCUCGACGCACUGCGACUCGAGUCGGCCGAGGAGAGGCGCCAGCUGGCCAUGGAGCGAGACUACUGGCGCGCCCUGCUCGACGACUGCAAGGCUCACUUCAGCCAGGAGCGCGCCGAGAUCUGUAAGCUGUGGCGCGAGCAGUCCGAGCGAGUGCACGAUCUGCGGCUCGAGCUCGAGAUGCGCUGCAAGAGCACCAACGAGCUGGUGGCCAAGCUCGAGGAGCUGAACGAGCGAGUCGCGGCCUUGGAGCAGCGAAGUCAGAACGAAUCCGAGGCGACGACGAAUUUGCUCAACACCGAGUGCAAGACGCUCAGGCUGCAGAUGAAGCAGAACGUCGAAUUCAUUCAGGACAUCAUCCGAGAGGCCAUCAAGAGCCAGCCGACCAAGUACUACGAGUGCAGCUGCCAGUCGGAGAGUCAAUUCAUCGGGCGGCUCAUGUGGCGCAUCGAGGACUUCGAGGAGAAGUUUCAGGAGGCGCGCGACGCCAACGCCGUGCUCUACAGCCCGAUCUUUCACGAUCGCGAGUUCGGCUACACGCUCAGACUGGAGCUCUACCUCAACGGGCUCGGCCAGUGGAAGAAUCGCCACGUGAUCGGCUGUCUGCAGUUCGUCGAGGGCAAGUGGGAUCCGCUGCUCGAGUGGCCCUGCUCGAUGAAGGCCACCGUCACGCUCAAGGACCAGGACAACUCGCUCAACGACGUCAACAAGAUCGUCAAGAUCACCAAGUCGAUGAGACUGAAGGACGCCGCGGUAGCCGACAGCGAAAAUCCGACGAAUCAGCGAAUGUUCAUAGCUCACACUCAGUUGGCUCGCCAUCCCGGCUACACGAAAAACGACGUCAUGUAUCUCGAUAUUAGGAUCAGCAAAGAUAAUAGCAAGUUGAGCGGGUCGACCGUAUCUUUAGUUUAGAAAAAAUUCGAUGACAAUCUAAUAAGUGUAUACAAAAACGAUCAUGGCCUCGAGAUCUUAGAUUAUAUUAUAAGCACAGAAAACAUUCUUUACAAAAACUUCGUUGCACGAUGGUAUCGCAUUUUUCAAUUAACAUGGAAAAAAUUCGCAAUUAUU
Molecule: messenger RNA, 1888 nt
Organism: Trichogramma pretiosum
Lineage: Eukaryota; Metazoa; Arthropoda; Insecta; Hymenoptera; Trichogrammatidae
Product: TNF receptor-associated factor 1
Exons: 1
Coding region: 197-1732 (511 amino acids)
Molecular function (GO): protein binding
Source: RefSeq, a predicted model, not a curated record